AUGAAAGAGGAGUCUAGGAAUUCAUUUUGGAAGGUAAUUUCAGGUUCGGAAGAACGUAAUAAAGGUGGAACCAAUAAACGUAUUGUAGAAGGGGAUAAAACCAGACGCGUAAAAGACAAUUUUGUCUUAAUUUUCUGUGCGCGUUUAAAAGAUGCAGGGGAAAUCAUAGAAGAUACGCGUUUACAAAGAAAUUUAGGAGUACGCCGUGAAGGACGUAAACGAUUGGUGCGUCGUGUAGAGGGGGUACAUAAAUCUAAGAUGAUAUUGGGAUCAGCCUCGUAUUUAGAAGCCCAAAUAGUUAAUGGAAGAGGAGGGGGGAAAGCGAAAUCCUUUUUUGAAUCCGCAGUAGACGAAAGAGAGUCCAAACGCAAGUGUAAAAGGCAUUUUUGUUCAGAAAGAGAGUCGUCUAGUAGCCGGAGAGGGCCAAAAGCGAGAUUUAUUGAACUCGAAAAUAUUAGCGAUUGA
Messenger RNA from Rhizophagus irregularis DAOM 181602=DAOM 197198, 465 nucleotides. Lineage: Eukaryota; Fungi; Glomeromycota; Glomeromycetes; Glomerales; Glomeraceae. The record is from RefSeq and is a predicted model, not a curated record.